UGAUUUGGACACGGGGAGGGCUUGGGGACAUGGUGGGAUGGAAGGAGAAGAGAAUGUCCCCAGGGUGGGAUGGAAGGACAAGAGAGUGACCCCCCAGGGCAGCAGAAUGUCCCCAGGGUGGGAUGUGGGGACAAGAGAGUGACCCCCCCAGGGCAGCAGAAUGUCCCCAGGGUGGGAUGCAAGGACAAGAGAAUGCCCCCAAGGCAGCAGGACAUCCCCAAGCUGGGAUGCCAGGACAAGAGAGUGACCUCCCAGGGCAGCAGAAUGUCCUCAGGGUGGGAUGUGGGGACAAGAGAAUGUCCCUAGGGCAGCAGGACAUCCCCAAGCUGGGAUGCCAGGACAAGAACGGUGUCCCUGGGGCCAGCAGCCUUGGGACAGGAGGGUGUCCCCAGGGCAGGGUGCUGGGGUGGGGGGACAUCCCGGGGACAGAAGGACAUCCCUGGGACGGACAGGAGAAGGUCCCGGGGACAGAAGGACAUCCCAGGGACGGACAGAAGGACAUCCCAGGGACGGACCGGAGGACAUCCCAGGGAAAGGAGAAGGUCCUGGGGACAGAAGGACAUCCCAGGGACGGACAGGAGGACAUCCCAGGGACGGACCGGAGGACAGCCGGGGUCAGGAGCCGCCACAGCCCCGCGCCGGUGCCGGCGCUGACUCAGCCGCUCCCGCAGCAUCACGUGGAGCCGGGGCAGCCCCUUCGUCCCCCUCCCCGUCCCCUCCUUCCCUCCAGCCCAUCCAAACCCGACGCUUGCCAAAAUUUUCCGGCUGCCUCCAAACUUCCUCAAUCCGGGAGCAUAAAAAGCGCAGCGGCCGCGGCUCCCGCAGGCCCCGUCCCGGCGCUCCCACCGACGGCUCCGUGCUCGUCCCCAGGCUGUCCCCAGGAUGUGGUGGCCCGUGCUGCUGGCCCUGCUGGUCCCUGCGGCUCCGGCCCAGCUGCACCCAGAGCAGGAGCUGGACGCGCAGUGGGAGCUGUGGAAAAAAACCCACCGCAAGCAAUACAACGGCCAGGCAGACGAGGUGACGCGGAGGCUGAUUUGGGAGAAGAACCUCAAAUACAUCAACACCCACAACCUGGAGCACUCCCUGGGCCUCCACACCUUCGAGCUGGCCAUGAACCACCUGGGUGACAUGACCAGCGAGGAGGUGGUGAGGACAAUGACAGGGCUGAAGGUGCCCCGAGGUCACCAACGCCACAACGAGACCCUCUUUGUCCCUGACUGGAGUGAGAGAGCCCCAGCUGCCAUGGACUGGCGUAAGAAAGGCUACGUGACCCCUGUGAAGAACCAGGGCCAGUGUGGCUCGUGCUGGGCUUUCAGCUCGGUGGGUGCCCUGGAGGGGCAGCUGAAGAGGAAAACAGGCAAGCUGCUGUCCCUCAGCCCCCAGAACCUGGUGGACUGCGUGGCCAACAACGACGGCUGCGGCGGCGGCUACAUGACCAACGCCUUCGAGUACGUCCGCCAGAACCGCGGCAUCGACUCCGAGGACUCCUACCCCUACAUCGGCCAGGACGAGAGCUGCAUGUACAGCCCCACCGGGAAGGCGGCCAAGUGCCGCGGCUACCGCGAGAUCCCCGAGGGCAACGAGAAGGCUUUGAAGAGGGCGGUGGCCAGGAUUGGGCCCAUCUCCGUGGGCAUCGAUGCCAGCCUGCCCUCCUUCCAGUUCUACAGCCGAGGCGUGUACUACGACGAGAGCUGCAACGCUGAGAACAUCAACCACGCCGUGCUGGCCGUGGGCUACGGGGCACAGAAAGGCACCAAGCACUGGAUCAUCAAGAACAGCUGGGGCGAGGAAUGGGGCAACAAGGGCUACGUCCUCCUGGCCCGCAACAUGAACAAUGCCUGCGGUGUGGCCAACCUGGCCAGCUUCCCCAAGAUGUGACAACCCCACCCAGCCCUUCCCUACCCACUGCCCUGCCUCCAGCUUGGCCCCUUCCCUCCCAGCCCCAAAGGUGACGGUGCUCCCGGGGGGAAUUCUUUGUUUCCAUGAGAAAUUUCUCCUGGGAAAAGGGAAAUUCACCUGCAGGGAAUGGAAAAUUCACCUGCAGGGAAUGAAGGAUGAGUCCCCUCAACUCUGUUUUUCACACUUCUGCAUUCCCAUGAUCUGUGGAGGCCAAUCCACCCAGACAUGCUUCAGGAAGCAGGUUCCACACCAGCCUCUGCCUCAGGAGGAAUAUUCCCAAUGGAGAACAAAAAUCCCUCUCCCUCCACCCUGUAUCCCAGUGGAGGCUGCUGAGUGAUCUUGACUUUAUUUUUCAACUAAAAUUGGGAAUAAGGCUU
Zonotrichia leucophrys gambelii is the source of this 2276-nucleotide messenger RNA. Its product is annotated as cathepsin K-like. Gene Ontology annotation, cellular component: lysosome. Gene Ontology annotation, molecular function: cysteine-type endopeptidase activity. NCBI's taxonomy places the organism in Eukaryota, Metazoa, Chordata, Aves, Passeriformes, Passerellidae. The transcript has 8 exons. The record is from RefSeq and is a predicted model, not a curated record. Bases 883 to 1878 code for a protein of 331 amino acids.